AUGGAGGACGACCGGGAGGAGCCGCCGCCUGCGGGGAGCGCGGCCGCCAACGCCAGCUCCACCUCCGCCGCCGGCGGCGGCGGCGGGAGCAAGGGGUCCCCGUGCGAGGAGUGCGGGGAGCAGCCGUGGAAGUACCGGUGCCCCGGGUGCGGCCGCCUCACCUGCAGCCUCCCCUGCGUGCAGGCCCACAAGCGCCACACGACCUGCACGGGCAAGCGCCCCCGGACGGACCCCGUCCCGCUCGCUCGCUUCGACGACAACCAGCUCAUCUCCGAUUACAACUUUCUGGAGGAGGUGAAGCAGGCCCACGAGUCCGCGCACAGGCUCGUCGGCGGCUUCGGCGGCAACUUCGGGGGACGGGGAUCCGGCGGCGCCAAGCUGCCCGGAUGGCUGUUGUACCUCAGCAAGGCGGCGAAACGCCGGGGCGUCAGUCUCUGCUUCCUCCCCAGGGGCAUGGCCAGGAGAGAGCAGAACCGCUCGCGCCACAAUUACAGGAAGGAUUGCAUAUACUGGACACUUGAGUGGAGAUUCAAUUCAACUGAUGUUGUCCUAACCGAUCAUGAGAUAGAUGAGCACACAACCUUGCUCUCUCUAUUGGAAAAACAUCUUAGUCCUGGCCCUUGGAAGGAUCAGCUUACACAAUAUCGGAAUACCGAAUUGCGUGAUCUGAAACUCUUCAUUCAAAAGUGUGCCAAGCGAUCAGAGUCACCAUACCGCCUUCUCAAUAUAGAAGAACCAUUGCGCCCACAGCUGAGGGGUAUACUUGUUGUCGAGUACCCAACUAUCAAUGUCUUUCUUCCGUCGGACAAUUAUGACUUUGAAAUCGAGAAAAUGGUGAACAGGCUUCCUAAAGAUGGAAAAAACCCUGGCAGCACAACUGACGAGUCACCUGUAGAAGGCAGCAAGUUUCAUGAGGAGGAAAUAGAGGAAGGCGAGUUUUCACCUGAGACGGAGAUUAUAGAUCUCAAGGACUGUGGAACUUCGAAUGCCUGUAAAAUUUCUCCAGUAGAUGUUACAAGUGAAUCAAAGAUACAUAACAAUGUUGAUUCUUCUGUGCUCUCAUACCCAGGUUGUCAAGCAUUACAUGGUCAGCCGAAAGAACUGAAUCAAUUUGGCAAGAUAUCACCAAAUGGUACCUCUGGGCCUGCAGAAACUAAGUCCCGCAUGGAAGUCUGUCCUCUGGAUAUGGAGAAGACAAGGAAAAGUGGGUUGUGCUCAGAGGGGCACAUUUUAGAUCUGAAGGGGCAUGCAACUUCAUAUCAUGGCAGCAUUGCAGAGUCAGAAGGUGCAGCUUUAUCUAAGAUAGACAUCAAGACAACAGAUUCUUUAGUACCAUCUUCCAUCAGCAUUGUAGCAUCUGAUGGUGUGACGGGUCCCCAGCUGGAACACAGUCAACAAAACAAACGGACGCCAAGCUCAACUCCUGAAGCGCUGAAAAGGAAAUCUUGCAUGAAAGUUUAUCCACUGGACUUUGACGAGAGACUGUUCCCAGAGGUACCCGACUUGGCCUUUGAGCAAGAGAUGAUGAAUACCUACCCAGAGCUGUUUGAGAAUAUGGAUGUUGAUGACUUCUUAAGCUGUGAUUUUGCAAUGAUGAACAGGGUUGAGCCAGUAGAGGCACCGUCUGGGUCACUGUGGGACGACUUAGAGGAAGGGGAGAUUCCAACAUUGUGA
Molecule: messenger RNA, 1674 nt
Organism: Miscanthus lutarioriparius
Lineage: Eukaryota; Viridiplantae; Streptophyta; Magnoliopsida; Poales; Poaceae
Source: the annotation of a GenBank genome assembly